AUGGCCUCUGUCCCAGAUGGCGAAGACAGGGUGUAUCACAUAGAGGACGGCCAGGACGGCACGCAGCGGAAAAAAGGCGAGGGCUUGCCGCGUGUUGCGUGCGGACGCGGUCGCCACUUUCUUCUCAUCCCCCGCCCAGCGGCACAUUAUGGCGCAACAGGUCGCGGCUCAAACUCCGACUCAGGAAUCCCCGCCUUCUGCUGGAUCCCAGCUUAUGGAUUUCUCUGCAGAGGCGUAGCAUGCGAUGGUUUGAUUACCACGAUGCUUCUCCGGACCGGGCAAAUAAGAGGCCAAAGACAAAAAAGUCGGAUCCGUAAGCCUUUCAGAUUGCUCAUGACACCACAGCAGCGAUCAAUCCAUCAAAUCCAUCAAUCCACAAAUCAAAUCGACCUCUCAGACUUGAUUUACAACCAGGUUUAUAUGGGCAGAUUUGAUUUGAAGGGUUUGAGAGAUUUGGCCGAAGGAAGUUUGAGAAUUGCAAGUAUACUUGAUUAUUCCCAAGUGUGGAUGCCACCAACCGGAGAUUUUGUCAGCUGUAUACCGCCCUCAAAGUACCCCCAAGCUACAGGCACCCGACGUGGCAAAAUCCAAGCACCUUGA
Molecule: messenger RNA, 600 nt
Organism: Macroventuria anomochaeta
Lineage: Eukaryota; Fungi; Ascomycota; Dothideomycetes; Pleosporales; Didymellaceae
Exons: 2
Coding region: 1-600 (199 amino acids)
Source: RefSeq, a predicted model, not a curated record